AUGAAGAAAUUCGAGUCUCAUUCCCCUAUCGUCAUGGAUCAUGAGGUCAGAUUACCUUUAGUUGACAUUGUUGAAACUUAGCAAUCUCCUAGAUUGAUUAUACCUGUUUCACCUCUAUCAAAAAAUAAACUUCCCACAGUAUAGAAUUCUCCAAGAAGAGGUUCAAGUAACAAUUUACAAAACAUAGGAAGUAGCGGAUAAUCACAAAAUUAGGUGUUUUAAAAUGAUCAUUUGCAAGCUCCAGUAAGUCCUCAAUCUAAAAAUAAAGUAACAAGUACACUAAUAGUUUCUGAUAGUCCUGCUAUAAAGAGUCCUUUAACAAAUAGUAAGAUUAAUUAAAAGAUAUCAGAAACCAAAUUUCCAAGCCCGAGGUAACAUGACCCAUUUCGCACCUCUCAUUAUAACGAAAAUCAAGAUGUUUAAUAUCCUCCUUAAUCUUUGAACCAAGUAAUAAGAAAUUCUCAAAUUAAUCAGCAUAUACGAAGUUCUUCAUAAAAGUAUCCCAACAAUGGUUUAUUACCUAAUCAAGCAAUAAAAUAAAAUACACUCAAUAUUCAUCAGAAAAAUUUGAUGAUGAUUGAAGAAAUAGAGAAGUCAUAUGAUAUUGUCAAUGAAUAUAUGGCUGAUCUUAAAAAAAACUUAAAAUUCUAGUAGGAUCAAUAGUCUCUAAGAGAAUAAAAAUUAUCAGAAAUAGAAUCUAAAUCCAAUAUGCCUUAGUUGAAUAACAUAGACGAUGAUCAAGAAGAUUUAAUGCAGUUGUAUAAGAUUCUUAACGGAAAUAAUAAUAAUAACCAGUAUUAAGCAAUCACAGGCUAAGGAAACUAAUCUCCACCAUUUGAAGGACCUCUAGGUGACUUGAAUGAGAGACUUUCUACUCAAGAAGAAUUCAAGUAAUUUACCAAGAUACAUACUUAAUCAAGCCACAAAAAGAUAAGCAGUGAAGAUUAAGAGGAAAAGAAGAUGCGUAAUUUCAAAAUAAAUUAAAUAUACUUCAGAAAUAUGAGGAUAUAGAGUAAUCCUAAUACCAAUCAAACCAAUAAUCAAGGAAGUAACUUCAUUAAUUAAACAAAUAAUGAAAGAUAAUCAAGUUAAUAACCAAACGAUGGCAUUAAUAUUCAAUCUUAAGAAUCUAACUACCCAUAGCAACCAAUGAGUCUUUAGAACACUUAAGAAGCUUGGCAAGCAUUUCAUAAUUCAAGAUUUGAUGCAAAGGAAAAAGAUUUAUUUGAAAGAUUAAAAAACAAAACUUUCUCCUAAUAAAAAUAAUCAAUGGGGACUACUAACAAAUAUACUGAAAGUAAUAACAAUAACAAUAAUAAUCAUCAAUAAAAUCAAAAUGAGUCAAGGAAAUUUAACAGUGAUUUCCAUUAAUUUCUAAAGAAAAACAGCGUGCCUGACGAAUUUGAUAUUACUGGCGGUCUCUGGGGUAUCGAGUUCAUGGAUAUUAAUAAACUUAUAAAUGUAGCUGAAAUGGCUCUGCAAAUAAAUUACAGAUGA
Stylonychia lemnae is the source of this 1497-nucleotide messenger RNA. The record is from the annotation of a GenBank genome assembly. NCBI's taxonomy places the organism in Eukaryota, Ciliophora, Spirotrichea, Sporadotrichida, Oxytrichidae.